CGAAAGGCCACGGCUCCGCGGCGUCAGCAAGGCCUGCUGCACACUCCCCAGCUCCUGGCAUGACGCUGCGGCUGCAGGCCGCGGGAGGGGAGGUAGCGGUGGACAGAAGGGCGGCAUGUAUGUCGGGACUUGUACAGAGCUUGGCGGAAGGUGGGCAGACGCACUAGGACAGAUGUCAAGAGGCAAUGAAAAUGGCCAUGCUGCAUGUCAUGCAUCAGGUUCCGACGAGCCGAACGACAGCAUUCCCCUUCUCAAUGUGCGUGAGCUGCCUUUGCGUAAGGUGAUGGACUACUGCGAGCAUCAUGUGGACCGGGAGGCAUCGCCGAUCUCCAUUCCCAUCAUCAAAGACACCAUUGAAGAGGUAAGACGGACAGAGAGAUGUGUACGCCGGUCAGUUGAUUGGAUGAAUUGCGGUUGCGGCAGGUUGUGGAUGAGUGGGACGUCCGAUAUCUGGAGGAAAUGACCUGCCAAACGCUGUGCGACGUCAUCACGGUGAGAGAGCCGGACCGCCACACGCGUGAAUUCAUAACACCAUGCGCAUGGUCCGUUUUCGUUUUGCUCAGACGGCCAGCUACUUGGAUGUGGCCCCUUUGGUUGAGCUGCUGCAGGCCAAAAUCGCAUUCGAGCUGAUGGUGAGAGUAACUCAUCGGACGAUGCAUUGGCCGGGGGCUGUCUGAGGUUUGUUGUCCGUUGGUGUGCAGAAGAAGACCCCUUCGCACAUAGCCCUGAUGAUGCGCAAGGCGCUGGUGCGUGACAUACAUGCACUGCACUGCACGUACGAUGCAAAUGCCGGACAUGUUCGUAUCCGUAUAUCGAUGAUGCUGCAGGCGCCGAAGUUAUGCCCGGCGCCUCAGCAGCCCAUGCAGACCUUUGCCUCGAAACUACCGGUGAGCAACGAAAGAUACUGGAGAGAUGCAGCGGGUGUGGUGUGUAUGAUCUGCUGGUCUCUUCCCUCCCUCCCUCCCUCCCUCCCUCCCUACCUCGCUCGUGCAGUGCGAUUUGCUCCUUACCACUCUGGCGUACCUGCCUCUCCGGCUCCUCGCCGACCUGCCCGGCGACGUGUGGGGCCGGCUGGCCACCUACUACACCCACCUCGUGAUAGACUGCGCCGACCCGCGCUCGCGUGACUUCUUCGACCGCCUCCCCUUCCAGCGCGCACUCGAGUGGGGCAUGACGCUGGCGCAUCUGGAGCGCAUCACUGUGCGCCAAAUGACGGGUGCGUGGGGUGAGGAGGUGUGGGUGGGGGUUGUGGAGGGCCAAGCGUCCGGCCACACGUCAGAGCGGCCGGCGAAAUCCGUCGAGAGCAUCGCCUUUGAGACUGUCCCAGUGUCGUCCACGGCUCCCUGCCGUUCGCUGCUCAUCCCGCCCCUGCCGCCCCUCCCCUCGCACGCACAUCCAUCCCUCCCCGACCUCAAGACGCUCACCGGCGUCGGCAUCUCUCACACCAAGACGAUCGACAGGCGGGGCUGGAAGAUGAAGGCACUAGAGCGGGUGGAGGGCAACAUGGUGACCAGGGACAACACCAGCUUUGGGACCGUCUUGGGGGGCGGGCAGGGCUUGCCGCGUGACGUGAUGCUGACAUUCAUUGCGACGUCGGAGAGCCUCGCGCACCUCGAUGUGGCCAUGAGGAUGCAGAACCUUGCCGAUGUGGUGUCUGCGAUGUCUCCAGCGGCUGUGGCGGGCCUCAAGACACUCGGGCCACUCCUUCUGGCGCCCCUUCGCCGGGCAACGCCCAAUGACAAUGACGACUGGGCACUUCUCGACCAAGUGAAGGUAAGGAUUGACUGCUUUGCACCGACCGACAAGUUGAUUGCAUGUGUCUGUGAAAUGCAUUCGUUCAGGAUAUGCUCAGACAGCACGGCAGCUCACUGACGUCCAUCAAGGCCACGCUGAGUGCGAUCGGCAUCCAGAGAGGACCUCGGUACCUCUUCCCGACGUUGUCGGCGCUCCACCGGCUCAACGCGGCGGCCGGCAGCACACCGCAGACCCUCACGCUCGACUUUCCUGACCUCGAGGCGUGUUACGUGGACAGACGAGAAGGACCUCUUUCAUUCUCACUGCCAUUCAUCGACCCCCUGCUGCCCCCAAACACCUCGGGCGUCUUCGCCGACUCGAUGAGCCGACUCGCCAGUGUCAUCCCAAGCGUGCACUGGCGCAUACCCAGCAACCCGCAGACACUUGCCGCACUCGACACCCCUACCGAGGACGAGAAGCGCCUCGCCUCCACUUUCACCUUCAGCAAAGCCACUGUGGUAUCGGUGCGCUGUGAUGCCCUCCCUGACAACGGCCCUGCCCCCAUUCCCGCUAUUCUGCCCCACCUGCCACUCGACGCACACCCAAAUGCCACCCGCCUGGAGAUCCACAGCGGCAACAGACGCGGCGUUGUCGAGCUGCUGGCUGCCAAGAUGCCUGCGUUGGGAGAGGUGAGUGUCCGUCACUGGAGGCAGGGAAUCCAGUUUGGCUGUUGGCUGGGCCAGCUGAGGUCAUGGGGGUGCUCAAGGCGAUCGGCCCAGACAAGAAACUGACGAAGGUGGAGGUGUGUGUGGACGGCCUGGGGGAGGGCGGGCUGCAGUGGGGUGAGGAGAAGGAGCAGCUGCCUGAGAUAGAACAGUUGGAGUGUUUUGUCGGUACGUACACAUGUGGGGGCAACACGGGUACUGAUGCAUGGAAGAACGAUGGACGGCUCGUUGAUCUCUCUGCGUGUGUAUUCAGUGCCUGACAUCACUGGCGAGUCGUUGAGGGCGAGUGCUGAGGCCGCCGCCACGACUGUUGGAUCCCUGAUGAAGCUGAGAGCCAUCCACAAGGCCACCGUCGGCUUUCUCGGCGUCCCCAGUCGGCGGAAGAAGGCCACAGCAGAAGCCUUUGAGCGACAGAUCAGCACGGGGUCGUCGGACGGCUUCAGCGUGACGAUGCAGAUGGCACCGGCGGGGAAGGAGCCCUCGGUGUCACUGACUGCUUCUCGACCGCCUUAAUUGACGUGUCGCAGGUGAGCGAACAAACACAGAUCUGAAAUAUGAAUGGUUGGUCAUUUACAUGUCGGUUUUAGGCCAUGGGUGCGAGUCCGAGGCCAUGGCGGUAGCGUACGAUAGAGGGAGGGAGGGAGGAGGGAGGGAGAGAGGGUUGCUCUUCUGCAUGUUGAUAGUGGGACAAUGAAUGCGGAAGUUAACAACCGAACCAUGGCCAAGUUGGAAUGGGUCACUGGAUCGGUAUACGUUGCCUGGCGGCUGGGUGUCGUAUGGAGGUCAUUGAAUGUCUGCACAGAGGGCGGCCAAGUGGACAAUCCACACAAACGACACGACAGGCCUUAACUAAU
Molecule: messenger RNA, 3313 nt
Organism: Vitrella brassicaformis
Lineage: Eukaryota; Vitrellaceae
Source: the annotation of a GenBank genome assembly